Molecule: messenger RNA, 1164 nt
Organism: Umbelopsis ramanniana AG
Lineage: Eukaryota; Fungi; Mucoromycota; Umbelopsidomycetes; Umbelopsidales; Umbelopsidaceae
Exons: 2
Coding region: 63-1055 (330 amino acids)
Source: RefSeq, a predicted model, not a curated record
CAUGAAACUAACCCUGCAAUCAGUCGAUAUAUGCAUGUCUUCCCCAGGAAGCUGAAUUCUCUAUGGACACUACGUCUGACUAUUCUUCAACGCAAUCUGUUCUUGACGACACUUGCAACUCCAUUACAGGCGGAUCGCCUAUUGUGCCUCGCAUUCCAAGCAAGCGAUCGACAUCAUCACCCCCGUCCAAGCGAAACAAAAAAUCCUCAACAUACUCAAGAUGGACCUCAGAAGAAGAUAGUCAUCUACGACAGGCCGUUAUGCUAUACGGCCCUCACAAAUGGUCUCUAAUUGCUUCGCACGUACCCAAUCGAACUCCGAUGCAAUGUUCAACGCGCUGGCUCGGUGCAUUGAACCCCAACAUAUACAAAGGAAGAUGGACGCAGCAUGAAGAUGCGGUGCUUCGGUAUGCAGUACAAGAAUAUAGCAACAUCCCCGACGGAGAAGAUGGCGCACAACCCAUACCCUGGAACAAGAUUGCGCAACGUAUACCCAACAGAACCGGAAUUCAAUGCCAGGCGCGCUGGACGGAGGCAUUGGACCCUACGGUGCGAAAGGGAAAAUGGAGUGAACCAGAAGACGCUUUACUUCGAGCCGGCGUCCAGACGUAUGGCAAAUGUUGGAUCCGAAUAGCUGAAUCGAUUCCUGGCCGUACGCAGCGACAAUGCAGAACGCGUUGGGUGCAGCUAAAGUAUAAGGAGGAAAAGCAGAGUGCAAGAACAAACAGCAAAGCAUCGGAUAAAUCUUCAUCGGAUGCUGCACGGCGAAUUCACCACUCCCGUCAAAGAUCCAGUGUUCAUAUCGAAGACGCCGUGGCAUCCACAUUACCCUUAUCAUCCUCUUCAUCUACAGUGUCAUGGGAAGGAGAAAGACGAACACCCUUCGAUGAUGGGUCAUCUGAUAUGGUGCAAGUGGCGAGCAACAACUUCUUCUCAGCAACAGAUUUGAAGCAAUAUCAUCAAAUGGUUCCACCCUUCUCUGACGUCAAAUUCGAAGUAUCUCGGAUAUACAUACCAGGAUUUGGAUUAGCCACCACCGACGACUGGCCGCGAUGAUCUGUCUUUACCAUCUACUGAACUUACUCGCCAUACUCAAUUCAUGUACAAUAGCUUUCUGAUGUCUUCUUCUUAAGAUUGAUAGAUUAAAAAAACAAUAAAUUUGAAG